This is a messenger RNA of Cetraspora pellucida, 417 nucleotides long. NCBI's taxonomy places the organism in Eukaryota, Fungi, Glomeromycota, Glomeromycetes, Diversisporales, Gigasporaceae. The record is from the annotation of a GenBank genome assembly.
AUGAGCAGACAUAAAGAAUCACUUUCAGAUUUAAAUAAAUCAUUUGGAAUAAAAUCAUAUAGUUUAGACAUGACUUAUUUAAGUCAAAAAUGGAUUAGUGGAAAUUCUGAAAUAGAUCAAUUUAUAAAAAAUGCGCAAAUGAAUUCUAUAUAUUAUCAUAAAGAAAUUGAAUUUAUAUAUUAUGACAAAUUAGAAGAUGUUGGUAAAGACGGUUUGGAACAGUUUAUUCUGCAACUUGGAUUGAUGUUCAAAAUACAUUAUGAAUAUCAACUUAACAGAUAUAGUGCAGAUAAAUAUGGAAUAGAAUUAUAUGGAAUAACCUAUAACUCUGCUAAUAAUGAAUAUCUAAUGGUUUUUGAAUAUGCUGAUAAAGGAGAUCUUCGGCAAUAUUCAACAGAUUUUAAAACUCUUGACUGA